AAUUUUUCAAACCGAGCCACGCGUGGGUAGUGCUACAUGGACAUCUGGUCACCGGGAAGUUCGUCGAGCAUUUGCGCAAUUAAGGUCUUGGCCACAGAUGAAACACCGUACGAAUGCACAAUGGUCAAACAGAAGAGCUCGUCCGCAGUCAAUCCAUCAGUUGAGCAGAGCAUGUGAAAGGAAGGCAGUGACUUUCAAGCCUUUGUCAUAAUUGAAACCGGAAUAAAGUUAACGUUGAGGAUAUUUCAAAGGUCAGAUUGUUCUACUUACUUUUACUCCAGUACUAAUUAGGAACGUCUUUUUUGGCUGAAAAUGGAAGAUUUAAACGGCACCAUUGAGCCCAGCUGUUUACAGGAUCCACCGCUAGCUAUUGAUGUCAUAAACCAGUUAGAUAUGUUUGGAAUGGUCCUGUAUUCCAUUCUGACAUUCAUGGCCACAGUGUCUCUGGUGGUGUACCUGGAAGAAUGUGUGUAUGUGUAUAAGAAGGUGCCCUCACCCAAGAAGAUGACUAUCAUUUGGGUGAAUGGAGCAGCACCGGUCAUUGCCAUAAUGUCCUGCCUUGGAAUGUGGAUUCCAAGGUCUACCAUGUUUACAGACAUGACAUCAAAUUCUUAUUUUGCAGUAGUGAUCUACAAAUUCCUGAAGUUGAUGUUGGAGGAGAUCGGUGGCGAAGAGGCGUUCCUGAAGCACUCUGGGAAAAAGACUCUAAGGAUCAGCACCGGGCCCUGCUGCUGCUGUUGCCCCUGCCUGCCUCGUGUGCCAGUCACAAGGCGUACAAUUUUCCUGCUGAAGCUGGGGUCCCUUCAGUAUGCCAUUAUGAAGACUGCCCUUUCCAUAUUCUCCAUUGUGCUCUGGACUAAUGGGAACUUUGAUCUCUCUGAUCUUGAGAUUACAGGAGCUGCGAUCUGGAUAAACCCGUUCAUUGGAGUCCUUACCAUAACAGCCCUGUGGCCUGUCUCCAUUAUGUUCAUGCAUCUGGUAAAAACCCUGCAAAGUCUCAAGAUCAUCCCCAAGUAUGCCAUGUACCAGUUGGUGUUGGUGUUGAGCCAGCUACAGGCGGCCAUCAUCAGCAUCCUGUCUCUGGACGGGACCAUCGCUUGCUCUCCACCCUUUUCAUCCAUUGCCCGGGGGUCCAUGCUGAGCCAGCAGCUGAUGAUUGUGGAGAUGUUCAUUGUUACCCUGGUGACCCGGCUGUUUUAUCGUCGGACCUAUGAGCCUCUUGUCCUGGACCAACAUGAGAGUGACAACGGCCUGAAUGCUAAAAUGAUCCAGAGUCCUGCAAUAGGGGAGAAUGCUGCAUGAGACAGAGAGCGAGCGAGAGAGAGAGAGAGCGAGCGAGCGAGCGAGAGAGAGAGAGAGAGAGAGAGCACACCUUGUGUGUGUGGAUGUGUGGCCAAAUGGGAUUUAAAAUAUACCUAUUCAUGAAUGUAGAGGUUUGUUUUUUACAUUAAUUCUACCUUAUAAUAUUAUUUGGUACAUGAUAACUCUAUUUAACAGUGAUAUAUUUUAAAGCCCACGGCUUCAUUGGUAAUGUGCAUAGGCAAUUAUAUAAUGAUAUACACACUGCCGUUCAAAAGUUUGGGGUCACUUACAGUAGACAUUUCCAUUCCACUCCAUUAUAGACGGAAUACCAGCCAAGAUCAGUUGCAUUGUUUUUUUAAUCAGGGCAGCCGUUUUCAGAUUACAUU
This is a messenger RNA of Alosa alosa (allis shad), 1688 nucleotides long. Its product is annotated as organic solute transporter subunit alpha-like. The transcript has 8 exons. The record is from RefSeq and is a predicted model, not a curated record. The coding region runs from base 313 to 1302 and encodes 329 amino acids. Gene Ontology annotation, molecular function: transporter activity. NCBI's taxonomy places the organism in Eukaryota, Metazoa, Chordata, Actinopteri, Clupeiformes, Clupeidae. Gene Ontology annotation, biological process: transport.